AGCACGACGCGGCGGCGCGGGUGCGCGGGUACGAGAACCACGCGGCGCGCCAGCUCGCGGACCAGUUGGCGCCGUCGAUGGCGUGGGUCGCGCGGUUUCUGGACCAGCUGAAGCACGCCCUCGUCCCGCGCGGCCGCGUGCUGCUGGACAUCUGCCGGCUGUGCCGCGGGGUUGAUUUGGGCAUGACGCUGAACCAGGCGCUGGCGGAACUGCUCCCACCAUGGGACUACGCGUACUACCGCGAGCGGCUAUGCGAGGAGCGCGGGCUGCUCGACCACGAUUCGUCGUGUUUGGCGCCGUAUCUGAGCGUGGAGCACACCGUGCCGGCUAUGCUGAGUGUCGUGGGCGAGCUGUUUGGUGUUAGGUUUGACAGGAUGACUCCCGAGACCUGGGAUCCGCGGUUGACGCUCAGGGAGCACGUGGACAUGUUCGCCGUGUGGGACGAGGGCGUGGAUGAGCAUGCGUUCUUGGGGUACCUGUACCUCGACUUGUUUUGGCAUCAUGGCAAGACCAAGACGGGCAUGGUGGCGUAUACAAGGCCGAUUUGCGUGGGACACACGGCUACCGCAAGCGGCACGCGCAAAUACCCUUCCGUGUGCCUUGUGCUCAACCUCGCGCCGACCAACCCCGUGCUCGGCUUCCACGGCGUGCGGACAUUUGCCCACGAACUCGGCCACUGCAUGCACGUCCUAUUCCAGCAGGUCACACACGCCAUCACGAGCGGGCGCCACCUCGGCAGCGACUACGUCGAGAUCCCCAGCCACGUGUUCGAACACAUGUUCCUGCAGCGCGACAUGCUGAAGAAGAUCGGCCGGCACCGCGCGUACCUCGACGCUGACGCCAUGCGCGCGUGGUCGGCCGCGCACCCCGAUGCAACCUGCCCGCCGCCGGAACGCAUCCCCGACGAGCUGCUGCAGACGACGGCCGACAGCCUGGCAUUCCUCACGCUGUACGGGAACCUGGGGAGCCUGUGAGUUUUCUGAGGGCGCAAACACUUGACACUUGCUUGUUUACAUGGACACUUGCUUGUUUACACUUGACACUUGGCUUGUUUACACUUGACACUUGCCUGUUUACACUUGACACUUGCUUGUUUACUGAUGUAGCUGCGAUGUGGACACGCAGCGGCGGCGCCAUGCUCGACCACGCGCUGCACACGCCAGUGACGCACGCGUCCAUCGAGGCGGCCGACGUCGCCGCCACGUGGUACGCCAUCGAGGAGGAGCUCAAGGGCCUAGACUUGUCUACAGUAAAACCCGUCGGCCACCAGUACCUGCUCGUGCACACCGUCGUGCACGAGGCGUUUGCCGGCAGGGGCUACAGCCACAUCCUGUACGUCCGCGCACCCCUCCCCCUUCCAGAGAAGGAGCUGACAGAGACGAGCGGCCGCGCCAUCGCCGCCG
Messenger RNA from Lasiosphaeria miniovina, 1403 nucleotides. Its product is annotated as peptidase M3A/M3B. The transcript has 3 exons. Gene Ontology annotation, molecular function: metalloendopeptidase activity. NCBI's taxonomy places the organism in Eukaryota, Fungi, Ascomycota, Sordariomycetes, Sordariales, Lasiosphaeriaceae. The record is from RefSeq and is a predicted model, not a curated record. Bases 78 to 974 code for a protein of 298 amino acids. Gene Ontology annotation, biological process: peptide metabolic process; proteolysis.